CCCACCUUACCGGCCCUUCUCGACCGAUAUAUUCCGCCAGACCGUGACAAAGAGAGAGAGAGAGCACUCGCAGGAUUUCGGCUCACCGCUUUUUCUCCCCGUACGUUUCACGGGCUAAUUUUAAGUCGAAGGUGGCAUUUGUUUAAUUUUCGUUCUAUAGUUUCCAUUCUCCUCCUUUUUCUCUCUUUCUUUCUCUCUGUCUCUUUCUAAGUGUAUCGUGUUCACGUCGAAUUGGACGUUAGAGCGAGCGAGAGAGAUAGAGAGGAAGGAAUGGAUAAAGGUCAAGGUUGCCUCCUCUUGUCGUGACGCUCGUUACAUAGAAUACGAUUGUUCUCUAAUCGAUCGCGAUCCCGUAGGAGCCCCGGCGGAUUAUUUUCGGAAUUGUGUCGCGCAGUUUUCGAAAGAGAGAGAGAGAAAAUUCGCGUGGGAGGGUCGAGCCCGUCAUGUUUUUCCCUCUAUUUGUAGCGACGAACGAGCUCGAAUUUCGGCACCGCGCCACCGCCAGAAUCUCUUGCAAAAGAAACAAACAGAAUCAUGUACGUCGCGCGGAUUUCAUUAUUAUUGCGAGGUCGAAAUGAGAGAAGCAGCUCACAGCCCACCCCGGUUCGGAGAAGUAAUCUGAUAACGUCACGGGCCGUCAGAUCGAUACGCGAGGUCAAGUGCGUUUUCUGUUAGCGCGAAAUCGACUGAAAUUUCGAAUUCGCAGGCGCGUCUCGGACGGGCGCGAGAUGAACGACGACGGUUUACGUUACGGCGGAAACAUUUCCCGACAGAAAUUUCCGUAAGACUUUACGAACCCGAUUUUUCAUUCUCCGAUUAACUUGACGCUUAGACUUAAUCCGUCGAUAAUGUCAAAGUUGUUCCUCUAUUCAUGGUUAGUCGUUAAACCGACGAUGGUCUUGCAGUGACAACUUCUGAAGUUUGACGCUCAAUCGCGAAUAGAAAAACACAAUUUUCAUAUUAUCGUCAGGUUGAGCGUAAAUCGCAAGUUAAGCGAACAGACAGUGAAAAACCGGGCCUUGAAGACGUCUGAAAGAUAUCUGAAAAAAAAUUUGACUUUUGGACGCGUUUAAGACAUCUUUCGGAAAUGUCUGCCUUCAUUUUGCAACCGUUAGAAGUUUGCUGAGCCGAGAUCGGAUCUAUAGGAAUAAUUCGAUAUCGGCGCAGGAAAAUUUCCAGCGAUCGCGCGAUAAACGCGUUACCGGUGAGAACACGGCGAGAAAUGUCAUGGGAUAUCGAUUUCCCCGGGUCGCUUUCGCGUGUAAGUGUCGGCCGGGUUAGGUCCUUGGGCUUUAUUUCCUACCCCCUUUACGCGGAAGGGCAGUCUCACUCACACAUGCGCACACGAGGAUACACCCACACAGACGGGGGAGAAACGGUAUAUCGGUGACCCUUUAGUACUUUCCCUCGACGACGUUGAUACCGGGUGUCGCAAGGUUACGUCUGUUGUGUGCCCCGUUAACGAUAAGACCGUCACGGUGGCUGCGCGCCAUUCAGUGCGUUCUGUCAUUAAUGGCCGCGCCAUUAAUAUGUUUAUCGUCUAACGUAAUCACGGAACAGACGUACCGCGAGAUCUACCGCGUCUUCUACGAUUUCCCGAUUUUUCCUCGGCGCGUGUGACGUCACCGAUCCUCCCGGGCGAGUCGCAGGGGAACGACGCGUGGAAAUUGCCGAUAGAAUUUUUCGAGAGGAAUCGAGAGAACGUAGCCUAGCGGAUUGGAGGAUAGAGGAGGCGAGCGUGGAACAAAGCGCGCGGUAGAUACGCGCCACUCGGUAUACACGCGCCGUUCCUAACACCACGCGGGACGAACAGACGUUCCUGACCCUUCAGUCUCUUUCCUAUUGACACACGAGACACGCAUAAUAUACACGCACUCGGAACACGUAUACCCAACGGAGGAGGAGAAAGAGAGACCGAGAGAGAGAGGGGGAGAGAGAGAGAGAGAGAAAACCCUUCAAUGAACGGAAUGUACGUGAAUCGACACGCGAAGAGCUGCUCUUGGACAUAAUGUCUUCUGUCGCAUCGUCGGCUCUAAUGUCGCCUUUGAAUCGACAAUGUUGCAACGACGACGAUGAUGACGCCGUUGAGAACGUGACAACGAUGGUCCCUUCAACCACUGAUAAUGAUUUGGAAGAUGGAGAGAUCCCAUCAGACGAGGAUGAUGAGCCGGUCACCCACACUGCGAAUAAUGCACCGGAAGCAGCAAAACCAAUACCAAAACCAGAUAUUGUGAAGAGCAAAAGUUUCGAGCCGAAGUUCAGCAAGAACAAGAAGCAGCUUGCGCAAGCAGCUGGUAAACAUGACCGUUUCCUGAAAUACAAGUGUCCGACCGAAGAUUGGGCCGGAGAUGUUGAAAAGGCCAUCAAGGCUGCGAUGGAGGAGGACGGGGGGAGGAAUCAAGAAAUCAAGACGAAGAACAAGAACAACAGGAACAAGGCCAGGAAGAGAAUUCGUGAUGAGAGGGAAGAAGACCGUAGUAAAGAGCAAAAGAAGCGAAAAAUCAGCGAUGACGAGAACGGUAACGAGGACGAGGAUGAGAUGCUCUUCGUGCGAGGAGCCUCGCCCAUCAGGAAGGAUUCGCAAGAGAACAACUCCCCCAGACGUGCGAACGAGCACGACACUUUCGAGACUAUUCCAGAUUUCGAGGAGAGGCCUACCAUCAAUCGACACAGGGAGAAUGAAAGCAAACGCGGCACCGGGCGUGGAGGACGUCGCGGUGGUAAGAACGAGCGUGGCGGUAAGAACAAGACUCGUGGUCAAAUGCGAAACGACCGAAACGGCCGUCGACCGCAGAACAACGAUCAUGGACACGAGUCGGAGACGAUCUGCUUGUACUACAUGCAAGGAAAAUGUCACAGGGGGGACGACUGUCCGUUCUCGCACAACGCCUUGCCACCCAGGAAGAUGGAAUUAUGCAAGUUUUACCUGAUGGACUGCUGCGCUAAGCGGGAGAAGUGUCUCUACAUGCAUCAGGACUUUCCGUGCAAGUUCUUCCAUACUGGUUUAAAGUGUAAUCAGGGUGACAAUUGUAAAUUUUCGCAUCAGCCUUUGAGCGAUCAGGUGAAGGCGAUUCUGUUAAAACACUUGGAAAGUGCACCGAAGGAGAUUCUUGGGGAUUUCCCCAGGCUAAGCAGAGAGGGUGCAAUAUUAAUGAUAAAUAAUACUGCACGUUCUUUAGCUCAGGGGCAAGAUACGGCGAAUCAAAAGAUACCCAGUCUCUUUGAGUUAAAUUUAACAGCGCCUACGGACAAGAAUGACGAAAAAGAUGACAAAGAGGAGUCAAUGGGUCAACAAAAGGUCAAUAUGAGAGAGAGGAAACUCACCGGGAAGAGGACACGAUGGGGAUCGGACGAGGACAGAGUCCCUUAUGAACAAAUUAUGCUGCUACAGUCGGCGAACGAACUGUGUCUUCAGCUUCCAAAUGUUGCAUUGGGUCUAGCCACGCAGCAACAUAGCAACGCGCAAUUACAGCAGAAACAGAUGCAGUUGGCUGCGCCGCCUACAGAUUUUUACGCCGAAAUAAAUACGGAAUCAAACAAAAAUCUACACAAAACGAAAGAAGAUUUUACGAAGGACAUAGGAGAGGAUGAUAUAUUAGAUCAGCCGAAGAAAAAGACUCGCAACUCGGUGGACAAUUUGAAGGACAUCGAUUUGAGACAGAUGCUGAAGGCGAAGAAAGCAGCGCUUGUGUACAGCAUAGCCGACGAAGUGGCGAAUCUCACGAAAAAUAAAAUCGACGACGAGAGCGAUCAGGACGAAGAGUCGGACCUCGUUAUCGAGAUGCCAGCCGAGGAUGAUGACAAAGCCAAGCACGCUAUUAAUCAGCAAAGCGAGCAACCCAGCGACACGGCGGUUUUCUUGUCCGCGGACGAUCAGGAGGCGCCGCCGCACUUGCCGAAGAAGGCGCAGGAGCUGUUCAUGCGGAUACAGCAGCAGCAGCGCGCGGCCCAGGACAGUUUCAAGAACAUGGACAGCGACGCCGGCGGCGCGGGCCACACGGACCAAAUCAUGGAGGACUGGUAUUCGGACGAGGAGGACGACGACGACGACGACGACGAGAGCGGCAACCUCACCAUAGUCGACAGCAUGAAAGACGAGAUCGAGUCCGCCGAGAGGACUCAGAACAUCGUCAUCAAGGAGGACUUCCAGACAACGGCGCCCGCGACGCCGAGCGUCCCUCAACCGGCGGCCAUCGUGGACAAACUGGGAGACUUGAGCAAGAUCGACAUCAGCGCCGAAGUGUCGAAGCUGUUGUCGACGCUGAAAGCUCAGAGUUCCACGGGCGGCAAGACGCAGCCCUCCGCUCAAGACACGUCGAAGGUGAAGCAGGAACCCACUGGUGAAGCGUCGAGCCCGAGGGUCUCGCCGGACCCGGCGCCCGUCGCCCCCGUGUCCCGGGACCCGCGCAUGUCCAGGGAUCCCAGGCAACGCAGGGACGAACAGAAGCCGAGCAGUCCCAGCAUAUCCGACAGCAAGAGGGACUCGCAGAAGCACCUCAGGUUAGAGACCAGCAUCUACAGCAGCGGCAUCACGCCGAUGGACACGCACAUGGACACCGAUCUCAGGACGAAGACGGACCAGGACCUCAGGCGGCAGGACAUGGACUUCAGGCAACGCUUUCAGACCGGCUUCGGCGACACGGACUUACGGGUGGUGGGCGCCGGUUUCACCACCGACACCUCCACCGCCAAGUCCGACGUGGACCUGCGCCAGAUACUGAGCCUGCCGUUCAAGCCGGCGCCCUCGCACAUGCCCUGCACCGAGAUAGACGCGAGCAUCGCCUCGCACCCGCCGAUCGUCUACAAGGUCUACAUCGUCGACAUACCGCGGCCGGACUACACCGGUCUCAAGCUGACGAAGAACGACGCCCAGGUCAAGUACGAUCCCCGUUUGCGCAAGAUCUUCCGCAUCGGCAAGGUCGAGCUGGUGACCGACUCGCCGAUGUCGCCUCCGCCGGCGCCGCCGCCGACGGCUAUCGUCAAGCAGGAGACCCCGAAGUCGCCGCCGCAGAUCCGCUCGGAUCCGCGACGGAAGACGCUCGAGGCGGCCGCUUCCAGCCAGUCCGCUGCUGCGGCGAGCGUUAACUCCAUGAUGCCCAAGCAACAGCCGAUGGACAUGGGACCCAACAUGGGACUUGGGCCCGGUGGUAUGCCGGUGCCGCCCGGUAUGCCUGGCGGGCCGCCACCUAAUAUGAUGGGGCCGAUGGGGCCGAGCCAUCCGAUGGCCAUGGGCCCGAACAUGGGCCCGAUGAGGCCGAUGAUGAACGCGCCGAUGCCGCCGCAGAACAUGCCGCCCAUGGGCAUGCCACCGUCGAUGGGCAUGAACGGCCCGCCGAUGCCGAUGCCGCAAGGAGGCCAGAUGAACUACGACCCGCGCUUCAACGUCCAGCGGAACAACGGGGUCGGCCUUCUGGGCCCCGGACCCAACACCUUCGGGCCGGACAAUUCCUACGAGGGCGGCGCGCCGCCGCCGUAUCCCGGCGGUAACUUCAACAACUUCGGCGGCGGUAACGGCGGCGGACCCGGCGGUCCCGGCGGUCCCGGUGAUGCCAGCAUGAUGGGCUUCAAUCCGAACGCCUCGAACCCGCCGAAUUUCAUGGGCGACGGCGCCGAGUGGGGCCCCGGGAACGGGAACCGGCGCGGCGGCCGUAUCCGCCGGCGGAACCGCAACAGGACCAACAUGGUGGCUAAUAACUGAGAGGAAGCUUCCAAGGAACAGCUGCCAACUGUGGGUACAACUACCGUGUAGACUGAGUACCUGAGACGAGCGAUUCUCUCCGAUCCCGUUUGCGGUGUACCGCCAUUCGGAGUCCCUUAUUCACGACGACGAGUUGUCGAGCGGCGGUGGUUGAUCAAUCAGGCUGUCGUCGUCGUGUAUGCAGGAGUGUAUGAGUGUGUGCGUGUGUAUGUGGGAGUGUGCAUGAGAGAAAGACAGAGAGAGUUCUUUAUUAGGACGCGACGACAGAAGGGAAUCGCACGCGUCCUGGUGUAAUGCUCAUUUGUGUACGCGCGAUUUCCUCUCCACUUUGGACUUACUUAAAGGAAGAAGAAAAAUGAAAACCCGUACGUUACUUACGACACCUUCGUUGAACAGACUAAUAGCUGUGUAAGGUUGCAUAAUUCUCAACAACGCUUAGCUAGGAUAAUUCAUAAUAUACAUAUAUAUGAGUAAUGUAAUGUAAGAGAUAUUUAUACAUAGCAAUGAAAUAUGUAUACCCUAGUAAAUUCGGAAAAAAGACAAGACUCGGGACUGCAUUCGUGGUCCGAGCUCUGCGUUCAGGAUUAUCGGAAGUUAUCUUGACACUUCGGAAACCGGUUGACACACACCAAUUUAUUUCCCUUGUAACCAACUCUUUUGCGGAUAGAAACCGGUCCUCGGAAUGUUGAAAUGUUGCGAGGGAUCGUUUCGUUGUUAUUUGCGCGUCUCAAGAUUAAUUUGAGGCGAUUUCGGAUGUAAGGUCAGAUUACGAGUACACAGCCCGGCAUAUAACAGCCUUAACGUAUUAUACAACUAGGUAUUAGGAUAUUCUAAUCUUAUUGAUUGUUAAUUGGUUAUCGAUUUGUUAUUUAUUAAUUAUUCGGGGAGGAGCGCUGCAUUAUGGCAAUACGUUAUAGUGACGGCUUUAUGUUAACGCCCGGGAACAAAUGUGCGCGGUUACGCAGAGUAUUGGCCGUACACAUUCGUUGCAAUUAGUAACCUAUAUAGAUAUAUAUAGUGCUUGUUAAGACUAUUAUGCCGGUCUGCGUACGCAUACACACGCAAGUGCACGCUGAUUUUGUUCAUCAUUUCGAGGUUUUACACAAAACCACGUGAGAUGAUUAUUUACGGAAAAACAAAUUAACUCAAUAUCAACUGCAACGCUUGUAGGCUAUCUUAUUUGCAAUGGUACUAUCAAAUAUAUCACUAACAACGUAUUUCAGAAAAGUUUCUCGAAUAGUGGUUACUUAGGCUGCGUCCCGAAGCUCACUGCCAGUACGAAAAAUCUAUAGUUUAUGUUGCGUAUAUUACAGAUUUUCAGUAAUGACAGUGAAUCUCGGAACUAUAGUCAUAAUUUUAAAAGGUAUAUAAAAUGGAUGACCUCUAUUUGAUCGUGAGACUUCUUACGAUCAGAUAUAGGUCACCGCCUUACGUACAUUUUGAAACCAAGUGACUUUUGUCCGAGAAACUGGUUUUCUGAAAUGCGUUGUUCGUAAAAUAUUUUUUAGUACUGUUAUAAACAAGAUAUCUUGCAUAUAAGCGCUGCAGCUGAUAUAUCGAGCUAAUUUUUUCACAACAAAAUCGGCGUGCAUCACUUGGUGAAGAUUACUUGUUAGCAUGUAAAUCGCGCGCAAAUCAAUCAAUCAGUCAGUCAGUCGGUCGGUCGGUCGAUUGAUGAAACGAUGGCAGGUGAUAGCGAUUGCAUUGAUGAGUUCUGUUGUCUUCCACACGUAGCACGCGACACACGGACGAAGCAAUGUGCGAAGGAACAUGCGCGGCAUGCGAGGCACGUGUUGUGUGUCUCUCUUUAUGAUUCACGUUCAAGCAAUCCGAUCGGCACGUGCGUGUCGGUCAGUCGGCGUCGGGAUGGUGGGCUCCGAUGAGACACGAGAUGCUUCAUCUCGCGAGCAACGUGAUUUUGUUUUCAUGUAUGACACGUUAACUUAUACCAAGAACUGAAUCAUUGUUUUAAGAGAGAUCAUUUUCACAGUAUACCGUAUGCUUGUUUUAAUUAAGAAUAAAAAAAAAAGGAAUCAUGUACCGUAGCAAUAUAUUCUCACGAUAUCGCAUUAACCGAUACUUCGCAACGUUGGAUUUAAGAAAUCAGAAAUAUCACGUGGCAGAAGUAAUCAUUUAAUGGGCCAAUUAAUAACGAUGACACGAUGAUUUGUUAUUCGUUUGGAAGAACGAAUACGUUCAGUAUAUUUAACAUUCUAAUUACUGUUACAGUCGAUCCCUUUUUAUCUACUACAACCUUUUCAUUUAUUUAUUUUAUUUGAUUUGCAUACGUACACAACUUUUCGGACGCCGACUACACGCGAUCUAUAUACCUACCGUGGCGGCAGCGUGUACAGAUCGCGAGGUCACAACGAUGUAGACUAACGUAAAAUGCAAUAUUUUGUAAGGAAAAAAAAAAAGAAAAAAUUGAAGAGAGAAAUUCGAACCAAUCUACAGUUAUUUCACGAAAAAUACUUUUCUACUCGCCUUCUACGAACGUACAUAUGAGGGCGCGAGUUCCGUUGCUUUGAGACUCCCAAUUUUCACGAAAUUAACACAAAGUGAUUAUCAAGCGACUCAAAGCAACACACAACUCGGUGCUCUCGUUUACCACCAGUAUAAAAUUGCCCUCCAAACAAUUGCCCGACUAAUCUUUCUUGGUGUGGUACAUAGCGUUAUGUAUCCUACUGUAAUACUCGGCAGCAAGCCAGAUUUUUAAACUUAUAUGAGAUACAUAUGCAUAUUUCCAUAAGGAUAAAUCUAAAUAUAUAUAUACAGGAUUAUUUCGUUAUUAGAAUAUUAAUCCAUAAUGCAAUUAUAUAUCGUUCCCAUCAUUCACUUAUUAAUAUUAUUACUGCUGUAGCAUGAUAGAGUGAAGUUAUAUUUGUAUAAAGCGAAGUUCACUAUAUCAUAUAAGAUUUUUGUACAGAUGAGAUUUGCCGAUUCCAAUGUUCUCGGUACUUUGUCUCAAUGAUGUAAAUACCACUGUAUUAGUUCUGUGCACUUUUUAAAAUACAAUUAUAUAAGAA
Molecule: messenger RNA, 8724 nt
Organism: Dinoponera quadriceps
Lineage: Eukaryota; Metazoa; Arthropoda; Insecta; Hymenoptera; Formicidae
Gene: su(sable)
Product: protein suppressor of sable
Exons: 8
Coding region: 2009-5698 (1229 amino acids)
Biological process (GO): negative regulation of DNA-templated transcription
Cellular component (GO): nucleus
Molecular function (GO): metal ion binding; RNA binding
Source: RefSeq, a predicted model, not a curated record